UAUCCAUGUGAAAAAUUUCAUAGAUUGCGACCUGCAUGUGUAUCAAAUGGCUCGUCACGUGUCUUACCGGAGCGAAGACAAAACUAGAAAUGGAGGAGGAAUAGGUAUCCAUUUGUCCAUUACUCAUAUCUUAACCAAUGAAUCAGUUUUGAUUUUCCUCUCAGCCACCAUUUGAUUAUUCACAGCCAUUACUUGAGCCGCUGGUAAUGUCUCCUUCCCUCUUAGCCAUACUAGUUGUUUUGCUAGUAUUAUUCAUUUUCAAUUUAAGCGCCACCGCAUUCCGGUCCCGGAGACAUCCAAAAAAUGACCGGAAGCGACCUCCGGGACCCCCAGCCUUACCAAUUAUCGGUAAUCUCUACAUGUUGGGCAGCCUCCCCCAUCGAUCUCUUUACCGUUUGUCCAAAAAGUAUGGCCCUAUCAUGUCCAUGAGACUAGGCUCAAUACCAGCAAUUGUUGUAUCAUCUCCUCAAGCUGCUGAGUUAUUUCUCAAGGCACACGACGUUGUAUUCGCUAGCCGUCCUAUAAUACAAGCUUCCGUGUACAUGGCCUAUGGCAACAAGGGAAUGGCUUUUUCAGAGUAUGGCCCUUACUGGCGUAGCAUAAGGAAAUUGUGCACGUUACAACUUCUUUCUCCGUCAAAAAUUGAGUACUUUGCUCCGAUGAGGAUGGAGGAGGUGCGGUUGUUGGUUAAUUCGCUAAAGCAAGCUGCGGCGGCGCGUGUGGCGGUGGAUAUCAGUUUAGGCGUGGGAGAUCUGAUUCGGAACAUGAGUUGCAAGUUGGUCUUUGGGGAAGCUAACAUUUAUGAAUUUGAUCUAAAGCUGUUGAUUGAGGAAGCUUUGAACUUGACAGGAGCUUUCAAUAUUGCUGAUUAUGUUCCUUUUUUAGGAGCAUUUGAUCUUCAGGGAUUGAAACAACGUAUGAAGGCAUAUAGCAACAAAAUGGACAAAAUCUUAGAGAAGAUAAUAGAUGAACAUGAAAGGGAAGCUCAAUGGCAAAAGCAACAGCAAAUAAGAGAUUUUGUUGAUGUGUUGCUUUCUUUGAUGAACCAACCCAUCGCAUCCAAUGAUGAAUCACUCUCCACACUGGAUAGAACCAACAUAAAAGCUAUUUUACAAGACAUGAUCAUAGGUUCAUUUGACACAUCAGCCAUUACCAUUGAGUGGACACUCACAGAACUCCUCAGACAUCCUUCUGCAAUGAAACGCCUGCAAGAUGAAUUGCAGAGUGUUGUUGGAUUGGAUAAAAUGGUGCAGGAAAAAGAUCUCUCCAAUCUUCCAUAUCUAGAUAUGGUUAUAAAAGAAAGCUUGAGGUUACAUCCUGUUGGGCCACUUCUAAUUCCUCGAAGCUGUAUGGAGGAGAUAAUAAUUGAUGGGUAUCAUAUACCGAAGAAGGCAAGAAUUAUAGUGAAUGCUUGGGGAAUUGGACGAGAUCCUGAUGUUUGGUCAGAUAAUGCAGAAGAGUUUUUGCCAGAAAGAUUUGCUGCGAAAAGUAUAGACAUUCGAGGACGUGAUUUUGAGUUUCUCCCAUUUGGUUCUGGGCGUAGAGGUUGCCCUGGAAUGCAACUCGGAUUAACUGUUGUUAGGCUUGUUAUAGCUCAGCUAGUGCAUUGCUUCAACUGGGAGCUCCCAGAUGGUGUGCUGCCUGGUGAAUUGGACAUGAGUGAGGUAUUUGGCCUGUCGAUGCCAAGAGCUAGCCAUUUGGUCGUGGUGCCAAAGUAUCGACUGGGUGUCUGAAGUGCUUUGGAAGUAGCCAAAUCAAUGUAUGCUUCCUAGUUUAAUUAUUAAAUUCUAAGGUGAAUUUCCUUCACUCCAUCAACCAUGAUAUAGAGAUAGAUAAGGGUUUUAAAU
Messenger RNA from Manihot esculenta (cassava), 1847 nucleotides. RefSeq names its product cytochrome P450 CYP736A12. The record is from RefSeq and is a predicted model, not a curated record. NCBI's taxonomy places the organism in Eukaryota, Viridiplantae, Streptophyta, Magnoliopsida, Malpighiales, Euphorbiaceae. Bases 207 to 1733 code for a protein of 508 amino acids. Gene Ontology annotation, molecular function: monooxygenase activity; iron ion binding; oxidoreductase activity, acting on paired donors, with incorporation or reduction of molecular oxygen. The transcript has 2 exons.